Molecule: messenger RNA, 357 nt
Organism: Nematocida homosporus
Lineage: Eukaryota; Fungi; Microsporidia
Exons: 1
Coding region: 1-357 (118 amino acids)
Source: RefSeq, a predicted model, not a curated record
AUGCACGUACAACAGACUUAUAAAGAAAACCGCAAUGAAGUUCUAACUUCAAAAGAGAUAACAAAAUUCACAUCUAAAACAUUAUCAUUAAAAGGUCAAAACUUAACCGAUCAGUGGUGGAGUACUUUAGGACUGUUAGAUAGUGUUGAAAUUCUCAUUCUUGAUGAGAAUCUCUUCAGUACAAUUCCCAAAAAUAUAUUACAGACCUCCUUCCCCCAGCUUAAAGUCCUUAGUAUGCGUAGGAAUCGACUAGUUAUGCUUAAUGUUUUAGCCUUAGACCAUCCCGUCUUAGAGAUAGUAGAUCUUAGCGAUAACAAAGAUUUAAGAGAUUUAGNGUGGGGGGUUAAUAGGAGUUAG